AUGGAUCAUGGAAAGGCCAUCAUCAAUGGUGGGGUGUCAGUUGAGGGUACUAGUGGGUUACUUCUCCAUGAGAAGUUGAAGGCCGAGUUAGAGCUCUUUGAUUCGGAAGACAGUCUAGAACCAACGACUCCACUCAGCCUCUCUGAAUGUGAUGAAGAAGACGAGGAUGUGGAAUCCGAGGUGGAGCCCGAAGAAGAUCCAGAGGAGGAGCCUCCAGAAGACCCUGAUGAGGAACCCGAAGAAGAUCGCGAGGAGGAACCCAAGGGAAAUCACGUGGAGUAUUGUAUGAAACAAAGGUACGAAACAUUCGAUAUUCCCUAUGUGGAGUACACGCCAACUAGUCCUGGUACCUAUUGGGAGCGACUCUAUAAAGAUGAAAUGCCACAGGCACAACUCGAGAUACACAGUUUGAAAAUAAAUAUUGAAGAGAUAGAUGAACAUAGGUCAAGGCUCGAGGUGUUGGAGCUAAGGAAACCCACUAUCACUAAGUUGUGGGAAGGGUAUGUGGCUCGAGCAAAACAAGCCAAGGCCGCGACUUACGGAUUCCUAGAUAAGGUGGUUGGAGGAGAACCACCUCAGAACGAGGUGCUGGUCAUUCAAAGUGGUCCUGGAUAUCGAAAAGCUAAAAAGAUAAGGAAAUCUGGGAGGUUCACUAGGGUCACUCCAGAGGAUGAAUGCAUCCCAAUUCGAGCUUAUGUUAGAGCACUAGGAGAUGUUCCAGAAACCCCACUGAACCCAAAUGCUACCCAUGGUAGCUCCGGAUCCCACCGUGGUCGAGGUCGAGGUCAUGGAAGGGGUCAUUCGGCAAACACGAUCACUAGAGAAGAGUUGGCUGAUGAGAUUGCUCGAGCAAUUCGAGACACCUUACUAGAUGUAGCUGCUUAG
Messenger RNA from Lactuca saligna, 885 nucleotides. Lineage: Eukaryota; Viridiplantae; Streptophyta; Magnoliopsida; Asterales; Asteraceae. The record is from the annotation of a GenBank genome assembly.